UGACUUGCUGCUAAGAGCAACUCCACUGUAAUCUGGACGCAGUCUCUCAUUCUUCCUCAAGGCUCAAGCUCUCCCCUGAUCCCUGAGAGCACAGAUUCAAUCUAGGAAUGGUUGGACCUGAGCUGACGGUCGGUGGGUGGUUCGCCACCUCUGUGAUUUCCAACUUCGUGGCGAAGGUGCGCUCCAUCUUGGAGGACAACCACACUCUGCAUGCUGAAUCCAUCGAGAUGCUGUACAGGGUAAAGGAAGCGUUGCCCCAGAUCCAGAUCCUGGUCGAGGUGACUGAGCGCAGGGCCAUCUCCAACAGCAGCUAUGCCACAUGGCUGCAGCAAUUCAAGGACGUCGUGUCCGAGGCCGAGGACCUGCUCGACGACUUCGAGACCAAGAGAAUCCGAGAGGUGCUUAAGAAGAAGAAGGUUAGCUCGGUCGUGUACUUCCCUCUCAGGUUUGUGACGAAAUACCUCUCUGACACUGAUCUCCUGAGGCUCAAAGAUGUACUGAUGAAGCUGAACAAGAUCAUCAGUCAUAUCGGUGGACCUGAUUUCCAUAGCAUGGUGGCUUUAGCUGACAAGGAGGGGGUGACAAUAAGAACCCCCCUGCCAUUGCCACCGACACAACCGGUGGUCAUCGGUCGGGACAAAGAGAAACAACAGCUGCAAAACAUGAUAUUCCCAUCUGUGCAACAGCCUCAAGAUUGUGUGCAAUCCAGCAAACAGUUUUCUGUCAUUGCUGUUAUAGGACCAGCUGGUGUGGGAAAAACCACUCUUGCUCAGGUAAUCUACAACAAUCCAAAUGCCAAAGAAGAUUUUGCGUUAAGGGGGUGGGUGAUGGCUUCCCGUCGUAAUCGCAAUAAACAGGACAUUGCCAAAGAUAUUGUUGAUUCUUUUGGGAUGGAGCAACAAGAUAGUCUACAAACAGGUCCUUCAGAGAGCGCUCUAUCCAGUACCAUAGAGAACAAGAGGUUCUUCCUUGUUCUUGAUGAUGUACAGGAUAAUCUGCGUGAACUUUGGGGUUCCCUAAGUUCAACACUGAAAGGGGCAGCAAACGGGAGUGUUGUGUUGUUAACAACACAGUCAAAAGAGGAUGCAUAUAUUUUCAGAACAACUGCUCAGGUUUCACUGGAUCAUCUAUCAUUCCAAAUCAUGUGCAGAGUUUUUGAGCAUCAUGCAUUUGGAAAGCAGAAAAAAGCAUCCCUUGAAUCAAUUGGCAAGAAAAUAGUGCAAAAUUUGCAUGGUUUACCUUUACUAGCAGAAGCAAUUGGAAGGCUGCUAAGACAAAAGUUAGAUGAGGGUCAUUGGCAAAAUAUUUCUGAAAAUCCUUGGUGGCUCUUUUCUGAAGAUGAUGAUAGUGAAAAUGUUGCUCUACCUUCAGUAGCAAUCUUGUGCGAAUAUCUAACUGAUCAUCUUAGAAAGUGUUUGGGUUACUGUUCGAUAUUCCCAUCUGGUUAUUUGUUUGAAAAGAACAUGUUGGUUCACAUGUGGAUAGCUAGUUUCAUGCAGCAACAUGAUGGAAUUUGCGUGGAGGACAUGGAAAAGGAAUGGUUUGAUAAGCUUUUCAACCACUCAUUCUUCCAGCCCACUAUAUGGAAAAACAAGUACAUCAUACCUGGCAUGAUCAAAGAGCCAUUACAAGUCAUUGCUGGAAAAGAAUGCCAUGCGGCUACAGAUUCUGGAGAACCCAAAAGAAGGCUCCAACUUCAUCGUCACCUGGCCAUCGAUAUUUCUGAUUUUCAUGAGCACUUGGAUUUAGGGGAGGCCAAUAAGGUGCGGACAGUUUUAUUUUUUAAUGGGCGCAGAACAGUUAGAUCACAUGAAGCUUUUGGUAAUAUUUUGGCUCAUCCUGGUAGCCUACGGGUACUAGACUUCUCUUACUCUGAAGCGAAGUUAAGAAAGUUUCCUGAUUUCUUAAGUAAAUUCCCUCACCUACGGUUCCUGGAUCUCUCCUUCAAUGGGAUAACAGUAAUACCAGACUCCCUCUGUAAGCUGCACCUUCUUCAAGUUCUCGGGCUACGAGGAUGUCAUUUCAAAGAGUUACCUAGAGAUAUGAAUAAGUUAAGUAACCUCCGUUUCUUAUAUGCAGCAGCUCAGACAGUUUCUCUAGUAUACAAGAUAGGGAAGCUGACAAAUCUCCAAGGGUUAGAGGAGUUUCCUGUUGGCAAAACAGAAGGUCACAAAAUAACAGAACUGAAGAACUUGAAUGAAAUUAGCAGGAAACUUUGUAUCAGUAAUCUCGAGGAAGUAACCCACAUAGAUAAGCGUGAUGCUGUACUAUCCAAAAAAGUGUACUUAAAGAAGUUGGUGUUGAAAUGGGGCUUGGCAACAGGCACAUCAACAAUUGCAUCUUAUGGUUGCAUGGAAACACUUAACAGCCUAGAACCAAAUGCAAAUCUUGAAGAGCUCAAGAUUCAAUGUUACAUGGGAGUAGGACUUCCAGCAUGGAUGGCAGAUAAGGAGCGUUUCACCAAACUGAAGCACAUUCAUCUUGUUGAAUGUAAACAGUUAAGAACGCUUCCACCUCUUGGCCAACUACCUUCCCUUCUGAUUUUAGUGCUACAAGGUCUAUCGGUAGUUGAAAAAAUUGGAAGUGAAUUUUAUGGAAAAAGUUACAGGGUAUUUCCAUCACUUGAGGAGCUCAAGUUCCUUGAUAUGCCAAAUUGGAGGGAGUGGUCAGAUAUAGAAGAAAUACAAGAUUCGUGGAACCUUCACUUUCCACAUCUUAGAAAGGUCCAAAUCAGGAAUUGCAAAGUUUUGAGUGGCAUGCCAUUAUGUUGCUUACAAGCAUCACUUGAGGAACUUGAUAUUUCAGGAUGUGAUGAAAUGCUUGCAUGUAGACCAAGCUGUUCAGAGGAGUUAAAAUGUUUCUCGUGUUUAAAAGUCCAUUGUUUGGGCAGAAUUUAUCUUCCAUGUGAUUGUUUAGGAUCACUUGAGGUUUUGAAUCUUCAAAGUUGCAAGGUAUACUUCCAGGGAGGUCGAGGGCAGAUCAUCAAACUGAGGAGGAUUUUAACCAGUGAUUGUACUGAGCUAAAAGCAGAAGGCAAAGAACAGUUGGUUCUAGAAGUGUCAAUUUCCAAAGAGAGUAUAUGCAGUGGCUGAGGUUGGAUCAAAAGAUGAGGUGUGACACAGUUGGGUUGUUGGAGCUCCAUGCCUUGAUUAAUGGUGUAUGUGCUGAUGAAGCCAGGAUGGGGAAGGGCAUGGAAAAUUCAAGGUAUGGCAGUCGCCUGACCUGGCCAUACCACGCAAUCUACCACUUUGUAUAUGGCCUUCCUUCGAUCAGUUUCUGCUGUCAAGGAUGAUUUAAUUUCUGGGACGUCAAGUUUCCCAGGCAUAGUUGCACACCACGAUCAAUUAAACUUUUGCAUCCUCACAUUUGGAGGUGCUAACUGUUUGGAGUUUUUUAGCUGCAUUUUUACAAUUUUAUUACAUAAUAACAUGUCAUGUUUUAGUUAGCACAGCGACCAUGUUGUUGAGUCUAGUAUCUGCUAUUUUCAAUUCUUGUAUAUUGAAUUGAAAUCGAGAAGUACAACAAACAAGUACAGUUUUGAGAA
Messenger RNA from Sorghum bicolor (sorghum), 3544 nucleotides. Its product is annotated as putative disease resistance RPP13-like protein 1. The record is from RefSeq and is a predicted model, not a curated record. The coding region runs from base 108 to 3092 and encodes 994 amino acids. The transcript is spliced from 2 exons. Lineage: Eukaryota; Viridiplantae; Streptophyta; Magnoliopsida; Poales; Poaceae. Gene Ontology annotation, molecular function: protein binding; ADP binding. Gene Ontology annotation, biological process: defense response to other organism.